Messenger RNA from Brachypodium distachyon (stiff brome), 1425 nucleotides. Its product is annotated as probable F-box protein At2g36090. NCBI's taxonomy places the organism in Eukaryota, Viridiplantae, Streptophyta, Magnoliopsida, Poales, Poaceae. Gene Ontology annotation, molecular function: protein binding. The record is from RefSeq and is a predicted model, not a curated record. Bases 173 to 1093 code for a protein of 306 amino acids. The transcript has a single exon.
UUCCCGCGGAGACAAGGACGCGCGUCGCAGACACCAGAGAGAGUCCACCGCGCUGAAGUCGCGCCGGUUUAUAUAACCGCACACCGCGCAGCGAAGCCAACCAAGAUACUUUCCCAUCAUCGGUUUCCCAAAGAAUCCCAAGGAACAACUGAACUGAAGCGCCCGAUCUCAAAUGGCGGUGACCACGAUAGAGGACCUGCCCGUGGACGUGCUGGCGCGCGCGCUGCGGCGCCUGGACGGCCGGUCCCUGGCCGCGGCGAGCUGCGCCACGGCGGGGCUCCGCGCGCUCGCCGCCGACCCGGACACCUGGCGCGCGCUCUGCCUCGCCGAGUGGCCGUCCGUCGCGUCCCAGCAGGGGGCCCUCUCGUCAGUCCCGCCGCGGCGCCUCUUCGCCGACGCGCUCCCUUUCCCGUGCCCAGACGCCACCGAGCUCGGCCCCGGAGCCGGUCUCCCCGGGGAGCUCGUCUCCGCGGUGGACGUGCACUACAGGGGCGCGGCCCUGCUUUCCGCCGUGGUGGAGACGCCCGCGGCGUCCUCGCCGUGGUUCCUCAGCUCGCCGUUCCGCGUCGAUGCCGUGGCCGACUGCACCAAGCCUGCGCCGGUUACAGCCGCGACAGCUUCCUUGUUGUCUCCGUCGGAGCUGGAGCUGAGCUGGCUGGUCGUGGACCGGGCCCGCGGGCGGGCCGUGAACGUGUCGAGCAGGCGGGCCGUGGCCGUGGGCCGGCACUGGUACACCGGCGACACGCUGGUCCGGUUCGCGGUGGUGCUGGGCGGGUGCAGCUUCGAGGCCACCGUGGCGUGCUCCGAGGAGACCGGCCACGUCAGCGAGGUCAGCCUCGCCGCGGAGGACGCCGACGGCGCCGCGGUGAGCGGCGAGCGCGGCCUCCGUCUUCUGGCCGCGGCGAUGGAGGGCCAGAGGAAGGGUGGGAAAGCAGAGCAGGGCGAGGCGAAGGCGAGGUACGAAGCGUUCGUGAAGAGCAAGAAGGGGAGGAAGGAGAGCAAGGCCCGGCGCGAGGCGCUCGUUGACCUCUGCUGCUCCGCCGCCAGCGCCGUCGCCGUGCUCGCCUUCAUUGCCACCGUCCUGCUCCGGUGAUCGGCCGUCCACAAGAUGAGAGAUAUCAUUAGCCCUUUGGAGAGCAAGAUUGUGUUUUUUCCAUGAUUUUGCAGAAAAGGAGAUGCUUCCGUAAAACUAGAGCGAAAUUCGCACGAAACUUCGGCGUUCCAAUUAAGACAACAUCAAGUAGUAGGAUCUUGUAAAUCGUGUAUUGUGUACCUUUUCUCCUUGGUAGUUAGGGAGUGUACAUCGAAUCUGUCAAUCAAAUGACAACGUUUUCCACCUGAUAAAAGGUGAAAAUGACACGGUUAUCUGCCGUUGAGUGCAUUGUCCUUCACAGAUCCGUACAAUCAAAAGCUACUGUUCCCCCA